CAGGAUACCUUCCUGGGAUUCUUUUAGGUCCUAUUUUUAACUGUUUAUUCUAAUCAUCUGUACUUAGCUCACUAAAUGCAGUUCAUUAUCUAAUGCGCUAAGUGAAUAGUCGUUGGACUCUUUUUUUCGGAGAAUUGCACGCGCUUGAAAAUCUAGUUACGGAAAAUGUCCGAAAUAAAAGAAUUCGAAAGUGUGGAUUCGGCUUUGCAUCAGCUCCCCAAAGAUGACUAUGAGCGAGUUAAAAAGAUCUUGUACGGAAAUGAUACGCAUGAAAUCUCGAUUCCCGAAGAGAGCAAAGAAAUGGCUUCUAAAUACAACAUAGAACUGAUUUCUUGCGGCUUCAAUUGUAAGGAAGAACAACUAAGAAGCCCUAAAGUCGUGAGGAUUGCUUUGUUCCAGCACAAACUUGUGCCGUUUCCUACUACCACCCCAAUUCAAGAAAUGAAAUACGCCCUUUUUAAGUUCGCUAACAAAGCUAUCAGAAUAGCCGCAAGAGCUGGUGUUAAUAUAUUUUGUUUUCCUGAAACAUGGAAUAUGCCUUACGCAUUUUGUACCCGUGAAAAAACGCCCUGGUGUGAAUACGCUGAAAACGCGCAAUUUGGACCUACUACAAAGAUGUUGCAGGAGCUAGCAUCUAUCCACAACAUGGUCAUCAUUUCACCUAUACUGGAAAGAGAUGAAAUUCACAAUGACUCAGUAUGGAACACAGCUGUAGUCAUAGACAAUCACGGAGAUUAUUUGGGAAAGCAUCGCAAAAAUCACAUCCCAAGAUCAGCGGAUUUCAGUGAGCCUAUCUAUUAUGUUGAAGGAAAUACUGGUCAUCCUGUUUUCGAGACUGAAUUUGGAAAAAUAGCUGUCUGCUUUGGCCGUCACCAUCCUUUGGACUGGCUGGUCUUCGGCUUAAAUGGCGCAGAACUCGUUUUUUGCCCAGCAGCCGCCGCCGGUGUUACGAGCGAACCAUUAUGGAGCAUUGAGUCAAGGAAUGCAGCCUUAACCAACAAUUAUUUCACUUGUGCUGUCAAUAGGGUUGGGAUUGAGGUCUUUGAGAAUGAAUUUAGUACUGGAGAUGGAAAGCAGCCCCAUAGAGAAAGUGAAUAUUUUUAUGGGUCUAGUUUCGUUACUGCUCCAAAUGGAACUAGAUCACCUGGCUUGUCCAGGACUAAAAACGGUUUACUAAUCGCGGAAAUGGAUUUGAACUUAUGCAGACAGGUCAAGGAUCAAUGGGGUUUCCAAAUGGCCCAAAGACUGGACAUAUAUGCAGAAUGUCUGUCCAAAGCGACUAAGCCAGAUUUCGUUCCUCACAUUAUUCGAAAAGCAUGUAAACCAUUUUCCACAUUGUAAUUGAUUGUAUUUUCUAAUUGUAUAUAUUUAUAUUAUUCAUAAGUCCUCUUUUUGUUUGAAAUUACGUUUUUUUGUACUGGCAUUAAUGUACUGUUGCUUCCCAUGUCUCAUUUUCCAAAAUUAGAAUGACUGUUAAAGAUAUUAAACCCUUGCAAUGAAAUAAAGGAAAUUAAAGAAA
Acanthoscelides obtectus is the source of this 1519-nucleotide messenger RNA. The record is from the annotation of a GenBank genome assembly. Lineage: Eukaryota; Metazoa; Arthropoda; Insecta; Coleoptera; Chrysomelidae.